Saccostrea cuccullata (small rock oyster) is the source of this 1696-nucleotide messenger RNA. RefSeq lists its product as uncharacterized. Gene Ontology annotation, molecular function: G protein-coupled receptor activity. Gene Ontology annotation, cellular component: plasma membrane. Lineage: Eukaryota; Metazoa; Mollusca; Bivalvia; Ostreida; Ostreidae. The record is from RefSeq and is a predicted model, not a curated record. Bases 35 to 1030 code for a protein of 331 amino acids. Gene Ontology annotation, biological process: adenylate cyclase-activating G protein-coupled receptor signaling pathway. The transcript is spliced from 2 exons.
GUAUGUAUUAACUAGUCUUCCUCAUCGAUCAGAAAUGUCUGAAACUGACAACAACAGUUUUCCAGUCCCCCACCCCCGGGUCCUGAGGGAUGGGUAUGACCUGCCUGUGUAUGGUCUAGCUUCUGGGAGAUUUUAUGCCUUACACAUACCUGCGCUGAUCUGUAUCUUCCUCAGCUUGACUUCGGUUAUUGUAACAAUUGUUCUCAGUUUCAGAAAAAAACCCAAAAAAUCUUUUUUUGAUUGGACUAAAAGUGAGAGAUUUAUUGUUUACAUGGCGAUUUGCGAUGGCGCUUUUAACGUGUCGCAUAGUUUGGACCAUCUUCAAAUUCUAGCCACAAGGAACCAUGUAUAUCCCGUGACAUUGUGUCAAUUUUAUGGUGUCAUGUUGUUAGAGUUUAUCACGGCUCAGAACUUAAUGGUUAAUAUUGUGGCAGUUAACGCAUUUACUCUUAUGAUCUUCAAUAAACAGCUGAAUUUUGGAAAACGAGACUGGCGACUUCUCUUGUGGAUUUUUGGAGCACCUUUCGUCUUCUCAAUGAUAGCUCUUGCAACUAAACAGAUUGGCCCUACUGGCUCAGCUUGCUCGUUUGACGGUGUAAAUGGAAAAAUGGGAUCCUUUCUACUAACGACGCUUCCUCUUUCCGUCAUUCUCGUUAUGAACACAACUCUAUACGUUUUGACUUGGAUUAAACUUCGUGCUAUGGAACAAAUGCUGAAGAAAUCACUGGGAAAACAGUCAUCUGCUACUCGAACAAAGCACGCAGCAGUUCGCGCCAUGUCUCUGUUUGUGCUAGCCUUCAUCAUUCAAUGGUGGGCCAUGGCUAUGCGUGGGAUCUGGGGGUUCGCCCAGCCAGGAGGUGUCCCCGCCGCAGUUCACCACACCGUCACCACAUUUUCCAACAUCGGUGGGAUAUUAAAUCUCGGGGUUUACCUUCUGAUCAGACGACAAAUGCAUCUACAGUUGAAAUCUGAGAGUACCUCGGGCACAAAACGACCUGGGACUAAAGAUACGAGUGACACGGAGUUAUAGAAUAUUACAGAUAUGUUAAUCAUAAUUAACUUUUUUUUUCAUUUCUACAACUGAAUUUCGUGUUCUUCUUGAUGUCGUGACAGUUGGUCCCCUCUGAUAGUGGGGGAUAUUAAUUUCUAUCUGCCUGUCCAACCGUCUGUCUGUCUGUAUUUCUUUCAGUUUGAAACACUUUCGUUUCCCUGCGAUUUCUCCAGAAGUCUUUUGGAUUUUGCUAUGAAAUUUUACAUAGCAACUCCCUAUGGACUAGGGAAGACCUCUAUUGAUUUUUCAGAUCAAAAUAUCAAAGAUCCAGGUCAUAAAUUCAAAAUCUAUCUGUUUUAACACUUUCGUUUCUGUGGGAUGUCUAGAGAAGCCUUUGAGAUUUUGCAAUGACAUUUUAUACCACAACUCUCUAUGGCUUAAGGAAGAUCCCUAUUUAUUUUGAGGUAAAGGUCAAGCAGUCGUCAAUUUAUACAUUCUGUGUGUGUAAAAUUAUUCGUACGCAAUAACCACUAAUCAAUUCAUUCAUUACAAGGAUAUUUUUUGAUUGAUUCAAAAUCAUUAUUACAACAACUGUAUUCUAAGAUGGCUGUUAGUAAACCUGGAUUGAAAAGCAUUAGUCAGGUUUUUUGACAGCAUAUUAAAGAAAUCAGGGAAAAGCAUGCAAAUAAAACAAUCUGUCUUUGA